AUGUCCUCGAACGAGAAGAAUAAGGCUUCGACUGGAAGCUCGGCCGAGAAGGCCCUGGCUCACAACUCCGCUUCUGCUCUGGAAAAGGCCGAAGGCACCCAAGCCAACACAGCAAAACCCCUCGACGAAGGCCAUCAAGCCUCAAGCACCUCGACAGAUUCUGAGCAACACAAUGGAGAUGCCAGUCGUUUGAGUGUCCGCAAAGUGUUGGCUCUGGCGGCUUUAGCCUGCUGCUGGACCAAUGCGCAAGCACCUCUGUAUCUGUUCGCUGCCGUACCUGUCUUCAUCUACCGAGAUCUUGGAGGAGUUGACCACUGGGUCUGGUUCAUCACCGCUCAUCUACUCGCCACUGCCGCCAUAUCUCCUUUUGUUGGCCGUUUCUCAGAUGUGUUUGGACGCCGUUGGGUUGCUCUGGCCGGCAGCAGCUUGAUUGUUGUCGGCCAGAUCAUGUGUGGUGUUGCCGAGAUUAUGGACAUCUUUAUUGGUAAGUCCACUGCGGACAGAGUCCUUCCUAAUACCGAUCAACCCUCGCGGGAACAGCUGAACUCGCCCUAUUGUGCGCAUCGUGGCUACUACAUUGCCGGCAUGAUUCUCACCAUCGUCCCUCUUUUGCCCUCCGUCAUGUACUCCCAGAUCAUCUCGGCCUUCUCGACUUGGAGGUAUAUCUCGAUUCUUACUGGCGGGUGGGCGUUGGUCGGCCUUGUUAUGACAGCGCUCUUUUACCACCCUCCUGCGCCUACAGAGGAUCUCAACUGGAAACAAAAGCUUUCGCUCUUGAAGGAUAUGGAUGUGGUUGGUGGUUUCCUCUCUAUUGCUGGGCUGGCUCUGCUGGAAGUUGGUCUUUUGGGCGGCGGAUAUCAGUAUCCAUGGACAAGUGCAAGAGUCUUGGCUCCCUUGAUUUUGGGAUUCCUCGUACUCAUCAUCUUUGGCUUGUGGGAAUACAAGGGAGCCAAAGCUCCCAUGAUUCCCAGAGACUUGGGUCCUGCACCUCGGACACUCAUCAUAACCAUGAUUAUCACCUUCAUAUCCGGCGCUAACUUCUUUUCUGUUUUGAUGUUGUGGCCGAGCGAAGCCUAUAAUGUCUAUGGAAACACUCCCUACGGCGUCGGCUUCCGUGGCAUGCCCUUUCCCUUCGGUAUCCUAGCCGGCUGCGUCAUCUCGCUCUACCUCCUCUCGCGCUUCCCACGCCACAUCAAAUGGAUCGUCCUCCUCACCUGCUGCAUCAUGACAGCCGGCUGCGGCGCCCUCGCAUCCGCCCGUCUUGACAACAUUCACACCAUGUACCUGGUUCUCUUCAUCGCCGGCCUGGGCGUCGGCGGCAUCGUCGUGCCCGCCUCGACCAUCGCCACCAUCAUCGCGCCGAGGGACUUCAUUGCCACUAUCACGGCCUUGACCAUCUCUAUCCGCAUCGUCGGCGGGGUGAUCGGAUACACGGUUUACUACAACGUGUUCAUCCAGAAGCUGGUUCCGCAGCUUACGGAAUCCGUGAUUGGCGCGUGCAUCAAGAGCGGGAUUACCAACAGGGAAACCAUCGGAGCAGCGAUCGAGUUGACGGGUGCCUCGCUGGUGGACGAGAUUCACAUGUUGCCUGGCGUUACGGACGAGAGCUGGGCGGUGAUCGUGGCGGCCAGCCAGGAGGCGUACGUAAGGGCGUACCCGUGGGUGUACUACUGCAGCAUUGCCUUUGGCGGGGUGUCGAUUCUGGCGAGCCUAGGUAUGGAGGAUAUCUCGGGCUUGGUUGACAGGACGGUCAUGGUUCAUAUGUGA
Molecule: messenger RNA, 1767 nt
Organism: Sordaria macrospora k-hell
Lineage: Eukaryota; Fungi; Ascomycota; Sordariomycetes; Sordariales; Sordariaceae
Source: RefSeq, a predicted model, not a curated record